Brassica rapa (field mustard) is the source of this 2983-nucleotide messenger RNA. Its product is annotated as lectin-like protein At1g53080. Gene Ontology annotation, molecular function: carbohydrate binding. NCBI's taxonomy places the organism in Eukaryota, Viridiplantae, Streptophyta, Magnoliopsida, Brassicales, Brassicaceae. The record is from RefSeq and is a predicted model, not a curated record.
GUGAGUAUUUGAUGUUGUCAAGUCAAGUAAUAAGUCCGCAAAUCUUACUAUUUACAAAUACAAGUAAAAUAUCAUGGCUUUUUUUUUUUUUAAUAUUCAGUCUGUUACUUGUUAUUAGUUCUAAAAAUAUGUAUCACAAUUCACGCAUUAAAAUACUUAUUUUACUACUAAUAUUAUGGAGUAAUAAAAAUCAAAAAGAAUAUUAGUUCUUUAGGUAUUUGAUACAAUACAUACUUAUUUCAAAUUAGGCAUAUACACACAUUAAACUAAAUUACUUUGAACAAAUUAAAUAGAGUAACAAAUAUAUAAACAAUAAAAGUAUUUAUUCCACGUUUAAUUGUACUUGUUAGUUUUGGUACAUUUAAUUUUAAAAUUUUAAACUUAAAUAAAUAAGUAUCAAGUAUUACUAAGUAACUUGCAAGUAUUUGAAAUAAAUUAGGUUAGUGCUUGAAGUACUUGAUCGGAUCAAGUACAAGCCAAAAAUUUUAAUAUUUGUGCAAGGUAAAUCAAGUAGCGGAUAGGGUAAAGAACAAGUACCUGGCUUACGUCCAUGCCUAGUUGUGGUUAGACACUAAUCAAAUAUCUGAAUUUUUAUAGGUAUUUGUGAUCCGAUGUAUUUUUUUUGAAUAAUCAGUUACCAAAUCCAAUUCGAUCUGCAUCAUCUUGAUAUUUAGUGUCCCUGAAACAUUUAUAUUUUAUUGGAUAUCUGAUUUGAUCCGUACAAAUAAAACAAAAAUAAAAAUUAAAUAAUAACUCCAAAAUAAUAUAAACCAUAAUAUGUUUUUUCAAAAAUAAAAGUUAUUUACCUUUUAAAAAUUCUAAUAAUUAAAGUAAUCAAUUUCAUAAAUAAAAUAUUGUAAAACUCUCAUAAGAUAUGGUAAUUUUAUAAUUUAUAUAUAUAAUUAUUUAAAUAUAUGUAUAUAUGCAUAUAACGGAUCAGAUUAGAUAUUUGUUCCUCAAAAUAUUAGUUAUUGUAAUUCGCUUUGCUUUUUACGUUGCAUAUUAAUAUUUGUUUUGUUUUGUAAAGUUAGGGAUAUCUUUUUUUUUGGUUUGAAACGGAUAAAGAAUCGAAUGAAAGUUUAGCCUUAAUCGGUAUAGCCUAAAAGAAGAAACCUUAUAAGAAUAAAGAACCUAUCAAAUUAUCAAUAAUUCAAAUAAGUUAUUAUAUUUUUGUCAAUCAAUAACAUACUCAAUUAAUCUUCUAAACUAAAUUGUCUAUAAAAACGAUAUGGGACCGUUGACUCGAGUAUUCGUGUGCAAAAUUAUUCGGUCCAUGCAUGUAUUCAAUUAAAUUAGUUUUAAACAUUUUUUGUGAACUAUUUAUAUGUUUAAACCAAAUUUUGAUUGGUUGAAAGGUUAUAAUGAAGAUUCAUAAGCAUUAUUUUAGUAUCAAAUCAACGACAAGUGAUACAUAGAAGUUCUAGUAUUGUUUUCAAGUCUUUUUUUUUUUGUCAACAUUGUUUCCAAGUCUUAAACGACAAGAAACAAGUUACAUGGAGAUUUUCAUUGCGUUUAGUGUGCGAGUGUUUUCCACCUAUAAGAGUAGAAAGAAACUACUGGUAAGUUCUAAGUAAAUACAUUAAUAAUAUUGACAAGAUACCUGAAUAAUAGCAAACAAUAUAAGCAAAAUUGUUAUUCAAAUAAGGAUCCAUCUUUGAAUAAAGAAAAUAAUAGUUUAGAGGAAAAACAUUAGAAAAUAGUGAGUCUUUUCUGGCGUCCAGUUGGCAUCUUGUAAUUUGACCAUUUGAUGUUUGAAAAGUCAAAGUUGCUGGCUCAGUAUAGCAUCACCACGUCCAAAUAACAAAACAAACACAUCAGAAAAAAGUUCAGAUAAUGCAGAUCCAAAACAUAUGUUUCAUUGCUCUAUUCAUAGCUUUCUUCAGCACUGAAACCAUUUCCGCCAUCAAAUUCAACUUCAACCAUUUCGAGGGAACAAACCUAAUCUUCAUCGGUUACGCUGAGCUAGGACCAGCAACCGAUGGCAUGAGCCGGUCAGGUGCUCUCUCCAUGACCCGUGACAAUAUUCCAUUCUCACAUGGCCAAGGACUCUACACAGACCCCAUCCCAUUUAAACCCUCCAACAACACUUCUUCUUCUGUUUACUCUUUCAAAACAUCAUUCACUUUCUCCAUCACUCCUCGCAAGUCAAACCCUAACCCUGGUCAUGGCCUCGCAUUCAUCGUGGUCCCAACCGUAAACUACGACCAAGACUCAACCCGUGGCUUCCUCGGUCUAGUUAACAAGACAACCAAUGGCAAUCCCAAUAACCAUCUUUUUGCCGUUGAGUUUGAUGUUUUUCAAGAUAAACGUUUUGGCGAUAUUAAUGAUAAUCAUGUUGGUGUUAACGUUAACUCGGUUAACUCGAUGGUUUCUGAGAAAGCUGGUUACUGGAUUCAGACAAGAACUGGAGGAAAGAAACAGUGGUUGUUUAAGGAAGUGAAGCUAAGUAGUGGAGAGAAGUACAAGGCUUGGAUCGAGUAUAAGAAUAAUAAGGUUAGUGUUACGCUCGCUCCUGCGCAUUUGAAGAAACCGAAGAUGCCAAUGAUUGAAACACAUGUUGAUCUUUCUGAGGUUGUUCUUGAGACAAUGUACACCGGUUUUGCUGGUUCGAUGGGCCGUGGCAUCGAGCGUCACGACAUUUGGAGUUGGAGUUUCGAGAACACCGCCAAAAACAUUUGAUUCGGUUUAUUUGGUUUGCUUUAUUUCUUUUUCUUUUAAUGUAAUCUUUGGUUACCAGUUUAAUGAUUAUAUUCUAUUCACCCUGAUUUUUUCCAAAUUAAUUAAUUUUUUUUUACCAAAAUUAAUUUUUUAACUUUACCAAAAUAUGUUUUUAUAUUUUCUAGUACAACGUUAUAUUUAGUAUAAGAUAUUCAAAAUUGGAAAAUCUCAGAGAUAUAACUAAAAAGUUUUAUCACAACAAUAUUACAAGAAUUUUUUUUUUUCCAAAGAACAUUCACCAACGUUUAAAAGACUAAACUAUUGU